Glycine soja is the source of this 1070-nucleotide messenger RNA. RefSeq lists its product as uncharacterized. Lineage: Eukaryota; Viridiplantae; Streptophyta; Magnoliopsida; Fabales; Fabaceae. The record is from RefSeq and is a predicted model, not a curated record.
UCUCUCAAUCAAGUUCCUGUGAAAAGAAAGAAAGCAGAAUGGUUAUGCAUUUUUGUUUUUAUUUUGCUUCAUCUCUGUAUAUCAUCACAACUUCAGAGGCUUGGUUCUAGGAUUCAACUUCCAAAGGCUUACUUACUCUAAUAUAUCUCUUAUUCAAGUUGUUCUGUGAGUUUUCCUGUUUUAGUCUGAGGCUUUGAGCUUUGUUUGAUAGAUAUGCCAAAGGCAAAUUGCAGUUUCUAAUUUGUUGAAACUAUAAAGAUUGAGUUUAGAACUGAUAGAAGAGUUACCAUGUGUAUCAAACUAGCAUUAGAAUUGGUUAUGGGUGUUUGUUUUUUACGUUCUUAGUUCUUAUACAAUACUAGAAACUAGAAAGAAGUGAUUGGAAUUUCAACUACCAUUGUUGGUUUAGAGGGCAGAGGCUCCAUUGAGUUAAAAGUAAGAAAGCAAUUAAAGGCCUUUGAAGUGAAUUCGGAUAAAUGGUUUCUUCUAUAUAUACCUUUAUGUGUGUUCUUCAUUCCAUAAUAGCUCUUACUUGUGGAGCUUUGAUGAUAUUCUACUCCAAAGAGAUCUCUGUGCUUGGCCACAGAUCCGAGACCGCAAGCAAGCUUCAAGGGACAACACCCUAUGAUCAGCUUCUGAUUGACACCUCUGAUUCCUUCUCUGGCUUGUUGUUGUUCACAAUAGGAUUCCUUCUCUUGAUGGUUGCUUUUGUUAAGGACAUAGACUUUCAGAGUUUCUUUGCCUAAGGGUGGAUGCUUCACAUUUCCAUUGCAGUGUGGAGAUUCUUCUUUGAGAGGAAGCUUGGGGAUCUUGCACAUGAAUGGCCUAGGCAUGCUGUUGGGGACAUAGCAUUGGCAAUUUCAUGGGUCUUUUUUCUUGUGUACACAUGGAGAGAGAAAUAUGAUUAGUUAAUUUAUUUUAUAAUUUUGUAAGUUUUUUGUGCUUGUGGUUGUAGAAACAACAUGGCCCAAAUUGGCCUUGUGAAUGCUUAGAUUCUUGACAUAAAUGGAGAACCAUGAUAUGAGUUCUGUUCUUCUUCAAAGAGAGAAUGAAAGAGGUUGUUGAGUCAA